GUUGCAGAUCAGAGCUGCUGUUCCUCGGUGUGCAAUGGACGGCCGCCUAGAGACUGAAUUGUAUCCUAUGGGAUCAAGUUACCCAGAUUUAGACAUUGUUCAUGAUAUUGCAGUUGGUACAAAGAGAGGAUCUGACGAGCUGUUCUCCUGUGUUUCCAGCGGGCCGUAUAUCAUGAGCUCAGCGGCUAACGGCAAUGACAGCAAGAAGUUCAAAGGGGACAUUAGAAGUCCCAGCAUUCCAUCCAGAGUUAUACAUGUCCGUAAGCUUCCCAAUGACAUCAACGAAGCUGAGGUCAUCUCCCUGGGCCUUCCAUUUGGCAAAGUCACCAAUCUGCUCAUGCUGAAGGGAAAGAAUCAGGCUUUCUUGGAAAUGAACACUGAAGAGGUAGCACAAACGAUGGUUACUUACUACUCCUCAGUAACGCCAGUCAUCAGAAAUCAUCCCAUAUACAUGCAGUACUCCAACCACAAAGAGCUGAAAACAGACAACUCCCCAAACCAAGUGAGGGCACAGGCAGCACUGCAGGCAGUGAAUGCUGUUCAGACAGGUAGCAUGUCCAUAGCUGGUGUUGACCCAUCCGGUAUGACCGGUCCCAGCCCUGUCCUGAGGGUCAUUGUUGAAAACCUCUUCUACCCAGUGACCCUAGAUGUUCUUCACCAGAUAUUCUCAAAGUUUGGCACAGUGUUAAAGGUGAUCACCUUCACAAAAAACAAUCAGUUUCAAACUCUCCUGCAGUUUGCGGAUGGGCUCACUGCGCAACAUGCCAAGUUGGCCCUGGAUGGACAGAACAUCUACAAUGGCUGCUGCACUCUGCGUAUCAGUUUCUCCAAACUAACCAGCCUAAAUGUGAAGUACAAUAAUGACAAAAGUCGUGAUUACACACGGCCAGACCUGCCCACUGGGGACAGCCAACCUGCUAUUGAGCAUCACGCCAUGGCUGCCUUUAGAAGUGCAUUCAUUAAUUUUCUUCUCCUUAUAAUUGGCAGCUUCUCCGGACUCAUCUCUGCUGCACCAUUUGCGGGAGCUCAUGCCUUUCCACCAGCCUUUGCUAUCCAGCAGGCUGCUGGGUUGACCCUGUCUGGGAUUCCUGGAGCCCUGGCUUCAUUGACUAUCCCCGGAGCAGCGGCGGCUGCUGCAGCUGCCAGCAGACUGGGGUUCCCUGCCCUCCCCGGCAGCCACUGUGUCAUGUUGGUCAGCAACCUGAACCCUGAGAGAGUUACGCCCCACUGCCUCUUUAUUCUCUUCGGUGUAUAUGGGGAUGUAAUGAGAGUGAAAAUCAUGUUCAACAAGAAGGAUAAUGCUCUCAUACAGAUGUCUGAUGGGACACAGGCCCAGCUCGCGAUGAGCCAUCUGAACGGGCACAAGUUAUAUGGCAGGCCCCUGCGUAUUACCCUGUCCAAACACACAACUGUUCAGAUGCCACGGGAGGGACAUGAGGAUCAGGGUCUCACCAAAGAUUACAGCAACUCUCCACUUUAUCGCUUCAAGAAGCCAGGCUCCAAAAACUACUCCAACAUCUUUCCUCCCUCAUCCACACUUCACCUGUCUAACAUCCCACCCUCGGUUGUUGAGGAUGAACUCAAGAUGCUCUUUGCUACCAAUGGUGCUCUGGUGAAGAACUUCAAGUUCUUUCAGAAGGAUCGCAAGAUGGCUCUGAUUCAGAUGGAUUCAGUGGAGGAAGCAAUUGAGUGUCUGAUUCAGUUCCACAACCAUGACCUCGGAGAGAAUCACCAUCUUAGGGUUUCCUUCUCCAAAUCUACCAUUUGAGAAAACUGGGACUGGAGUGGCCAGUCACUUUUAAAUCUUAAUAAGUCUUAUCCACAAAGCUCACUUUCAUCAAUGCAGUAUUUUAUUAAAAGGGAUAGUUCACCCACAAAUGAAAGUUCUCUCAUCAUUUACCUCAUGCGAUGUGCUAGACUUUUUUUUUUUACUUUAUUUGUUUGCUGCUGCUGCUGAACCCAAAGAUUUUUAGAAGAAUAUCUCAUCUCUGUAGGUCUAUGCAAUGCAAGUGAAUGGUGAUCAAAUCUUUGAAACUAAAGAAAGGACAUAUAGGCAGCGUAAAAUACCAUACAACUUCAGUGGUUUAAUCCAUAACUUUUGAAGCAAAAUGAGGGUGUGGGUGAGAAACAGAUCAAUAUUUAAGUCCAUUUUACAAUAAAUUGCCCUGCUUCUUUUUGCCCAGAAGAUUGUGAAAUGCACAAAGAAGGCGAAUUGCCAAAAACGAUAGAGUGGAGAUUUAUAGUAAAAAUAUUGAUCUGUUUCUCACCCACACUUCUCACCCACUCAUAUUGCUUUUGAAGACAUGCAUUCAACCACUGGAGUCAUAUGAAUGACUUUUAUGCUGCCUUUAUAUGCUUUUUGGACCUUCAAAGUUCUGACAAUAUUCACUUGAAAUGUAAGUACCUACAGAGCUGAAAUAUUCUUCUAAAAAUCUUUCUUUGUGUUCUGCAGAAAAAAAGAAAGUCACACAUCUGGGAUGGAAUGAGCGAGAGUAAAUUAUGAGAAUUUUCAUUUUUGGGUAAACAAAUCCUUUAAGAGGCAUUUUAGUUUAUUUGAUAUAUUUCAAUGUUUUGUUUUACUCAAAGUUUUAGAACAGUUGUAGUUUUAGUUUUUUAGGUCUUUUAUGCUUCAGUUUUCAGACUUUUUAAGCCUUAAACAAUGAUUUUAUGUAGAUGCAGAGGGAAACCACUACAGGCCUUUGAUUCCGUAAUGUGCCAUUUGUGCCUGACUGCUCCAUAUUUCCAAAACCUCAAUCAAACAUCUGCCUAAUGUUUGCAAAUCUGUAGUUUACAAUCCAUUUUGUGCCCUCAGCGCCAAACAUUCAUGCUCACAGGAGACCGGAAUAAUUGCAUCAGGCUUAUGGUACAGGCUUUAAACCCUACACCUCUGCAUAAUGUAUCUCCCAGCAGGGUUGUACUUUUCAUAUCCUCUAGCUUUAUCAUUUAUACUGUAUCUUUAGACUUAGAAUGUUUACAGGCAUUCCUUCAAAUGUAUGCAAUCUUUUCUGUAUAAAUUCAAUAGUGAAGUAUUACCUAGAUUUGCAUUGUUUUUAUGCUGUGGGCCGUUGCAUGUUGGCCUACUUUUUGUCCUGUUCUUUGCGUAGUUUAGCUAUGGGCUUCAUGUUAUUUUGUGAUAUAGCAGAUUUUUUUAACUAUUCGACUUAAAAGGCCUCGUAUAUUUUAUGUAUUCAUGUACUUGUGUGUACACUACAGCUUGAAGCCAAAGCCUUUCCUCUGUUUACCUUCAUAAGGGAUAUCCUGACACCUUUUAGUCUCAAAUGAAAAAAGGCAUGUAGAAACAUGUCUUCUCAGUGCUUACAAGUGACACACAGAGGUUCUCUUGUGUCUCACUGUAGAGAACCGUGUGAUGGAAACUGCAGUGCAGGUGAAUUGGGGCAGUCAUCAGAUACAGUAUAUUUGCCAGAUUAUAAGAACACCUGCCGAAUUGUGCGCACCGUGUGAGGAUAAAUGCUUGUAAGUCUUAAAUCAAAAAUGAUCUCAAUCAGUGACCUUUGUAAAUAAUUAAGGCCUUUAUUGUCCAAAAAGUUCAAAUUUGUUGUACCUUUUUAAAUGAGCGAUGUCUUGGUAGACUUGUAGCAGUUCAUCCAAGAAACAUUUUUAAAGAUGUUUUAUAUUUUAUGAAAGGCCUGUUAGGAGCACACAGGAACUUAUGAAAAUAUAUGGCACUGUAUUGUACCAGGGUAUAUACAAAAAGCACAACUAUAAUGUGUUUAUUAUUCCCAGCAAUGUGUCCAUAGUUAUAAGGAUCAAGUUAUUAAAAAACUUCAUUUUUCACUAGGUUGGGUAUGUCCAACCCACCCAAUGUUCACCUUUUGUUUUAUUAAAAAAAAACUUGGGACCAUUUUCAAAAUUAGUUUGAGAAACCUAAAAAAUAAAGGAGGUGCUUUGUUUUGCUUGUCACUUUAUAAACUGAAGAGAGAAAAAGCUGAUCUUUUGAAAACAUUAAUUCUUUACAGUGGUUAGAUAAAGCGUCAUUAUGCAUCUUUGCACACACAAAAAUAAUUUACAACAUCUGCCUUGGAUUGUAAAGUGUGUUUUUCUUACAGUGGACGGGUGAGGUGUAAAUACUAUUUUUGUAUCUCAAUGUUAAAAGUUAUUCGUUUUUAUAUAUUUUGUAUGUUUUGAUAACAGCUGUGGACCAUCAGCAUGCAUGAUUAUAAUUCAAUAAGACAAUUGUUAAAAUAUGGAUUUCACUGCUUUGAAAGUCUUUAUUUCAUACUUCUUGACAUUCCUAGUUGUACUUUUUAUGUAUUUUGCCUUCAGUAAAUAUUUGUUUACUCAAGUCUCUGUGUGUGAUAUUCAUGUCAAAACAAGGACCUGUUGUUAUUACUCAUUUACAUGGGACUGCAAAAGUCACACGAUGACCCUUAGACUAG
This is a messenger RNA of Xyrauchen texanus (razorback sucker), 4397 nucleotides long. Its product is annotated as polypyrimidine tract-binding protein 1-like. The transcript has 16 exons. The coding region runs from base 35 to 1768 and encodes 577 amino acids. Gene Ontology annotation, molecular function: mRNA binding. NCBI's taxonomy places the organism in Eukaryota, Metazoa, Chordata, Actinopteri, Cypriniformes, Catostomidae. The record is from RefSeq and is a predicted model, not a curated record. Gene Ontology annotation, biological process: mRNA processing; regulation of cell differentiation; regulation of RNA splicing. Gene Ontology annotation, cellular component: nucleus.